AUUUUAAUCAGGCUGAUAGGAGAAUACAAGUUUUGUAUCUAUUAAAAGUAUUUUAGCAAUAUAUAAAUAAAACCUUCUUGAAUGUAAUUUAAUCCAGUUAAAAAUGUGUAGGUUAUUUUUUUAUUUCGUGUUUGCCUUAACUACAAAAGCAAGUGCUUCGAAAAUAUUAGCAGUUUUUCCGACUCCAGUUUUGAGUCACCAAAUAUUUUUUCGACCUUUUGUACAAGAGUGGACACGCCGCGGACAUGAAGUAACAGUUAUUACUCCAAUCCCAGUACACCCAAGUGGAAAGGACUUCGAAAAUCUUAGAGAAAUAGAUGUGCAACAUGUAUCAUAUGAAACUGUUUCUGAUUAUUUUGUUGACAAUAAUUUGGGUAAAAGAGGUCAUAUAAUAGACCAGAUCUAUGAACUCAAUAAAUUAAAUUGUAUAACUGUACAAGCUCAACUAGCAACUCAAGAAGUAUAUGCUUUGAGAACUAAUGAAAAAACGAAAUUCGAUGUAUUAGUAUUAGAACAGUGUUCAAGAUCGGCUAUUACGUACUCGCAUAUAUUCGAAGUACCCGUAAUACAAAUAAGUUCAUUUGGAAUAUGGGGUGUAGUUGAUGAAGCUGUUGGGAUACCAACACAUCCUCUGUUAUAUCCGAAUUUCAUGCAUCAGCGGUUAUACGAUUUAUCAGUUAUAGAAAAGCUCUCCGAGAUUUACAAGCACUGUAGGAUAAAACGUGAUUUAAGGAAUUUGGCACCAAUACAAAUCAAAAAAUUUCAAGCUAUACUUGGUAUUGAUAUUCCAAGUUACGAUGUUUUGGAGGAGAAUAUAGAUAUGUUAUUUCUUAAUGUUCAUCCUAUUUGGAUUGACAACCAACCUUUACCAACAAACGUGAUUUCAAUAUGGGGAAUGCACAACAAUACUCAGAAUGAUCUUCCACAGGAACUCAAAACGUAUUUGGAUUCAAGCAAACAAGGUGUAAUAUACUUAAGCUUAGGCACAAAUGCUCAAUGGUCCCAGUUACCAGAAGCAUUGGAACAAAUAUUCAAGCAAGUAUUUUCGCAACUCGAGUACAAUGUUUUAUGGAAAUGGGACAGCGACGAUCUACCUGAAACAUCCGAGAAUAUAAGAAUGUCAAAAUGGUUUCCUCAAAAAGAUAUACUAAGGCACCCAAAUGUCAAACUUUUUAUAACCCAAGGAGGUAUUCAUUCUAUGGAAGAAGCUAUACAGGCUGGUGUACCUCUUAUCAGUAUACCAAUGAAAGUGGAUCAGUGGUAUAACGGCGAGAAAGUCAAUCUACAUAAAAUUGGUAUCAAACUUGAUAUGGACUCGUUAGACGAAGAGAAAUUAUUGAAAACAAUAAAAGAAGUUUUGGGUGAUAAAAGUUAUAAAAUUAAUAUAAAUAGACUUCGCACUUUGUUAAAUGACCAGCCUCAAAGUGCCAUGGAUCGUGUUACCUGGUGGACGGAGUAUGUGUUACGACACCGUGGAGCGAAACAUCUUCGAAGUCUGGCAGCCAAUAUGACCUGGAUGGAGUACUAUGACGUUCAACUUGCACUUUUCUUAAUAUUACUUACUAUUUCGUUGACUAUUGCUGUGUAUAAUAUUUGUAUAAAAUCUUAUAGUAUUAUAAUGAAAAAGUUAAAUUAAA
Molecule: messenger RNA, 1637 nt
Organism: Leptidea sinapis
Lineage: Eukaryota; Metazoa; Arthropoda; Insecta; Lepidoptera; Pieridae
Product: UDP-glycosyltransferase UGT5-like
Exons: 4
Coding region: 104-1636 (510 amino acids)
Molecular function (GO): UDP-glycosyltransferase activity
Source: RefSeq, a predicted model, not a curated record